AUGAGCGGGCUCGCCGGGGCUGUUAACGGCAUGGCCCAGGAAGAUGAACUGGACGCGCGACAAGACCAAGGUGUAGGGCGGACUCCCGAGCGGGACUUUGUACUCAAGACGAUGGCGGAGGAAGGAUUCGGCAGGAGGAGCGCACAGCAGCAAUGCGGCAACGGCCGUGAGUUCAACAUCGACGGAGCGCUCAUUGCGUUCAAGGCGAACUGCUCUACCGACGGCUUCCAGACGUUGACGAAGAGACCUGUGAAGGAGAGCGACGCAGCGAGCACCAUUUUCGCCAAGGACGAGGAGGAGGGAGGGGGAGCACGGAGAGCCUCACAUUUCCUGGCGCGUGACGUGACGAUAACCAUGGCGCAGUGGCUGCUGCUUUUACCUCUGUUCUACCUGUUCUCCAUCGCUGCAUCAAUUGACGUCGACCCGAGUCGCAGCCCCGUUGUCGCUCUACUGCCGCGCCACCUCGUCGCGUUCUACCCGCUGCUCUCGGACUCUCUGGACUACGCCCCCGACGGCUAUAUCAACGGCUACAGCCAAGAUGCGCUCCUCACACGCCGUUCUAUCGCCGGUUCUACCUCUGCCAGCACUGCAGCCAUCACACAGAAGCUCGGACUGCGACUGGAGCAAGGCACCGGCCUGGACCUCCCACUCAAUGUCAACAGCCGCAACUUCCCCCAGCUCACGGUGGGCGGCUGGGUCCAGGCUCGGGAAACAAUGGCCGUCACCCAGGGGUGCUUACUAUCGCAGAAUGGCUCGACUGUGGGGAGGUCGGUGUGUGUGGAUCGAGGGAGGUGGGUCGUGGGGGGUCUGGAGGCUGCUGGGGCGAGGGUGAAGGUGGAUCAGUGGUCGUUCGUCGCUGCAGCGUUCAAUGGCAGUUCGACACAUUUUUACGUCGAUGGGGAGGUGAUGGCAGUCGACUCGGAGGCGAAGAGUGUGGCCGGCCAGUUGCUGGUCGCUGGAGCUGCGGUGGAUCAGCCGUUGGGCAGCUUCUCGGGAUACCUAAAGUCCGUGUUUGUGUUCGCUGUGGCGCUGUCCAGGACGGAGCUGGACUAUUUGAUGACGGCGAAAGAUGUGGCGGCAAAGGUACCGGGAGACGCGGCCCCGGUGCCAGCUCCAGUCGUUGAUCCGGUGGAGAAGACAGAGCCGAUCCCCCAUUUUUACCUGAAAGACCGGCUAGAUCAUCUCGUCAGCGCACGACAAGUGAUCGACCCUGAUGGGGACGAGUACAAUGCUGCGUUGCCAACGAUUGAUGAUACGGAGCUGCUGUCUGUGGAGUUGGUGUACAAUGACGACGUUGUAAGCAGCGAUACGGUGGUGAACACGUCUACAGUCCCGUUGAAAUUGACUUCAGUCGACCCGGUACAGCGAGAGGUUCAUGUGGGGUCGGAGGUGACGGUGCAAGCAGUGAAUGUCUCUGUCAACGGCGUGGACUACUCCAAUGAGCCCGUGGAAUUAGAAUUUAUUGAUCUUCCAUCUUUUACUUCGCUGUCGCCGGACAAUGGGCCUGCUGGUGGCGGAACAACAGUGACGAUUUACGGACAAGACUUCCGUGAAGAUACGCGCUACGCUAUUCUCUUCCAACCGGAUAUGCAGACGGAUGCUACGUUCGUGAGCGAGAAUUCCCUAUCAUGGACGACCACUGCGGUAAAUUUCACAGGCAUCGCGGAUCUCAAGCUGGCAGUCGAAGGUGUUGUAUUCCCUGAAAUUCCAAGCCUCCAAUUCAUGUUCACCGUCACACCACAGCCCACGUCAGUGUUUCCGCGACUUUUGCCUGUUCACUCGGAGACAAUUCUGACGAUUUCAGGAACAGGCUUCGGCGAUUUUGACGGCCUUCGCUGCUCUUUCGUGAGACUUGGAGCCGACAGCGAAGCGAUAAACGCGCAAACCAAGACGACUUCGGCUACAUUCGUGACGAACUCGAUCAUUCAGUGUCCAACGCCGCGUUUCGAUGUUAAAGGGUCGUAUGGAGUCGCGGUAUCAAAUAAUGCGCAGGAUUAUUCCGGACAACGCGAUGCUGUGACUAUCACCGUCCACGGAGACGUUGAGCUGGAACAUGCAUCAGUACUGUCCGGGCCAGCGACGGGAGGAACUGUGGUGAAUAUCACGGGAACGAACUUUGUGCCUUCAGCAGAUGUGGCUUGCAAAUUCGGCACAAGUCGAGCUCGGGGCUCUUUUGUGUCGGAUUCGACGAUCCAAUGCGUGAGCCCUGCUUGGAUUCCAACGACUGUCGCUGCUGGAGUCGCUCGAGUGCCGAUUACCAUCGCCCUGAACGGGCUGGACUUCUUCAACUCGAGCGUGCCAUUCCAGUACUACGCUCCGCCCGUUAUCAGCUCGAUCUCGCCGUCGAUGGUGCCCAUAAAUGCGUCGCUGUCUCUGACUUUGUAUGGCAAUUAUUUCAUUUCGUACGGAAAAGUGGUGUGCCGCAUCGGACCAACCCUUCAAGUCGCUGGCGUGGUGGAUAUUAGCGUUUCUCUCAACACCGGGUCCGACUUCUCUCGUAGCCAAGCCAGCCUGUUCGUUCAUAACCCCAUCACAAUAACCGGCGCUGACACACCGUACGUGGCCAAGAAUCUCGAUUCCACAAUAACAGUCCGCGGACGAGGAUUUCUGCGAACUAGUGGAGUUAUCUGCGCCUUUGGACAGGAGGCAACGAGCGGAACUUUCAUUGCUGCGGAGGUCGUAACAUGCGCUAUUCCUCGUACUCUGCUCUCCAAUCGUGACUAUGAGCUACGUGUCAGUCUGAACAACGGGACGCACUUCUCUCGCGAAUCAGCGCGUGUGUGGGUGUACGACCCGCCAACGUUCAACCACGUCACAGCAACUUCUGCCGACAAGAAGGCGGUUCUCCAAGUCGCUGGCAGUGGAUUUGUGGUCAACGCAAGCGCCGCUCUCUCGAUCGACUGCGUGUUCGGCGCCUAUGGAUCGGUGCCUGCACGAGUGGAAAACGCUUCGAGUCUCGUCUGCGUUGUUCCAGAUAUUGAAUUUCCUGGGGGUACUGCGAAGACUUUGGCUCUCGAUUUCCUGGUGGGGUCGUCAAUCAUUAAAACGCCUCUGAACUUCACGUUCGAGCCGAUCUUACCGCCCAUGCCGUUGGAUCCGGGUGAAGUACCGGGAAGAGCAGCUCCAGCUUUUCUGAGUAAUUUCUCUGAUGAUCAACUAUUGGCACCUAAACCUCCAGACACGUCCGACUCACCGACCGCAGGACGAAGUAUCGAGCCUGAAGUUGGUGACAUAUCACCACAGUACGUGGAGCAGGGGGCACGAGUGAACAUCACGGUUCGCGGACAGAAUUUCGACAAGAACUCGACGUUUUGCCACUUCAGCUGUCACUCUGACGCUGUUCCUGCCAUUGUGUUGUCAAGCGCGUUUGCGUUGUGCCCCUUCGGUGGCACCGACGCUGAACCAGGGAUCAUCGCAGUAUCGCUGAGCUUCAACCGUGAUGGUUCUGCUCCCGUUACGACUCCAGCCUUUGGGGCGAGCGAACAGGGCAUUGUCUGCUUCACGCCUCCGUUUAGUCCUGGUCUGGCCACCGUCCAAGUCGCUGUGGGCGACGCGAUUUCAAGCAGCAAACUACAAUUCAAGUUUACAGUGACGAACAACAACCAGGAUUACACGUCUGAUCGCGUUGUAUUCACGUUCUAUCACCCGCUUGUUGUGGACUAUGCAACGCCCCUGGUCGGGCUAAUCGAUGAGCUCACUACGCAGAUCUUGCUGGUUGGUCAUAGUUUUCACGGAGAUGCCGAUCUGGUGUGUGGGUUUCAAGACAAGGGCAAUAGUGGCCGAAGCUUCGUGGACGCUACUCUCGUGAGUACGUCAACUAUGACAUGCACGUUGCCAACUCCUGGUGGACUGUACCCGCGCAAUUCCUCGGCAUCUAUCUCGACCAGCCUGCAAAUUCGAGAAGCGACUCAGCAGAAACCAGUGUUUGAAGCCCCUUUCCAGUAUAUUGCGAGGCCGGUUCCUCUCAGUGUCUUCCCGAAGCUGGUGCUUACUACGGGCGGACAGACAUUGACGAUAGAAGGGUCGGACUUAGCUUCGGGGAUUGAUAUCUUCUGCCAGUUCGAUUCGUACUACCCUUACGACAAGACGCCUUUCACGCAGCUGAAUGGCACACACGGGUCUUGCAGAACGCCCGAGCGACCUCCAGGGCCAGUGGAAGUGCGAUUGUGCUUACGGUACCAGAAUCAAUGCAGUCACGAGUCGCUCACCGUCUCGUACGUCCGAACCCCAAUUGUCCGAGAACUUGCACCAAAUGCACAAUCAGAGGCUGAAGGUUUUUCAAUCACAGUGAUCGGCAAAUAUUUCUACAAUGCGCCAAUGAGUUGCGCGUUCGAUGGGGUCAAGACGCCAGCUACGUUCACCAACCAAUCGGCCGUGGCAUGCCCCACUCCAGCUCUGGUGCGGCUUAUGUGUAGCAAGUUCCUGUUCUAUGUCGAUGGUGUUGAGGUUAUGGGGAAACCCUUGGACUACUGCACGCAAAUGGGUCCCUUGGUGAACUUGAUCCGUCCAGCCACUGGUCCGGAGAGUGGGGGAACGCGCGUCUUAGUGAGUGGCGGACCCUUUCGAGCGGAUAUUGGGUAUGUUUGCGAGUUUGGGAAAGCGAGUAUACCGGCCGAGUACCUGUCGACGUCGCAAAUCUUCUGUGUAUCACCCCCAAGUCGAGCAUUAUCCGUACCGUUUUCAGUCGCCGGGCAGUACUAUUCGUCCAUCCGCCUGACAUUCACGUACCAACCGGCUCCGGUUGCGACUGGAAUUGCACCAAGCCGUGGCUCGGAGCUCGGUCAGUACCAGGCGAUUAUCAGCGGCUCAAAAUUUAUUCGAGGGGCUGGUUUGAGGUGCCAAUUCGGCGUCUCGGACGUUGUCGCAGCCAAGUGGAUAUCAGAGGCGUCGAUUUCGUGUGUAGUUCCUCCCCAUAGUCCAGGCUGGGUGGACGUGCAGGUGACCAACAACCUCCAGGACUACUCGGUUCAGGGCGUGAGGUUCGAGUACGUCGUGAGCCCCGUCGUCCUUGGGUUUGAACCCACAAAAGUUUACGCCCAGGACGAAGACAAUAUCGUUCUGCACGGCCGCGACUUCCGCAACUCGAGCGACGUGCGCUGCAUCAUUGGGAACGAGCUAACCGAGGCGGCUUUCCUGUCGAGCACCAAGCUGAAGUGUGGCGCAGCCACGUUAGUCGAGACUUCGGUUGUGAUUGGCGUACUCGACCUCUCCCUGUCAACGGUCGGGGCGUUUGCAGACAAAAGGCUCGUGGUUCAGGACGACGGGGUCUGGUCACUCAGCCCCCGCGUAACUUCUGCCCGUGGUGAGACCCUUGUGACUCUCUCUCGUCUUUCGGGUGAGUCUUUGGAGUUUGGAGCAAUUUACGGCCGAUUCUGCACUCGAAACCGGAGUAUCUGCUCGGAAUUAAUCCCCACUGACUACGUACGAAAGAACCAGCUCCGUUGGCUGCCCCCGCGUUGGACGGGUACGGAUAUGUCGGGGGUGGUUGAUGUUUACAGGGUGAAGAACAGUUCGACGCCUCCUACGUCCCCGAUUGCAACAUUCCCCUACAGAUACUACCGUGAAGCUGUGCUCACAAGCUUAACGCCAUCCAUUGGAGCUCUAACUGGUGGUACAGUCGUCACUCUGUCGGGACUGCACUUCCAGGACGGACACAACCUCAGCUGUGUAGUGAAUGGAGCCACAUUCGUGCCAGCGCGGUUCAUAACGGAUACAAUGAUCAGCUGUGCGAUGCCGCUGCUGGUGUCGGGGCCUCGAACCGUUGGGGUGUUUGUGUCGUUCAAUGGACUGGAGAUCAGUGAGACCUCGCUCAGCUUCACGUACGUUGAGGAGCCGUCGGUUGCCAGCAUCUUCCCGACCGGCGGACCAGUCACUGGCACGACAGUCGUGAGCGUCGUCGGUGCGCACUUCGUCAGUACGCCGAGGAGUGUCUGCAGGUUUGGGGAUCGCUCAGUGCCAGCGAUCGUCGUCAGCUCGACCGAAGUGAGCUGCCUCGUGCAGCCAUCGACGUGGGCGUCACUUGGACAUACCCAGUUUCAAUUUUCAUCUAACGGGCAGGAAUUCUCGCGGGAAUCCGUAUUGUACUUCUUUUACGAGCACCCGUCGCUGAUUGACAUCCAACCACGCGCUGGGAGCGUCAAUGGAGGCACGAAACUAACGCUGACGUGGAAUAACACCAUUCCCGACGACUACAGAGGCAAGAACAUAUCGUGUCACAUUGGCUCGACAACAAGUGACGUGUUAGAAUCAACUGGAAAAACGCUCAGCGUCAUUGCCCCCGCAUCGAAGGACAUGGUAGAAGGGCCGGUGGCGACACAAAUCUCGCUAAACGGGCAGAACUACGUGGAAGGACCACCCUUUUGGUACCUGUUCGAGCCUCGGAUCGAUUCAAUUUACCCGAAUUCCAGCGGCGAGGCUGCUAGUUCCUGGAUCAAGGUGACUGGAGCAGGGUUCCCUCGACUAACCACACUGUCUUGUCGUUUCGGGGACUCGGGCGGAACGGUGGAGGCGUCUGCCGAGUGGGUAUCGGAGAGGCUGGUGAUCUGCCGCGCGCCACUUCAUCGUCCGGGUACGGUGGACUUCACGUUCUCAAUGAACGGAGUUGAUGCGAUCGACCCAAAGCUCAAGUUUACCUUCACGCCAAGAAUUACACUGAAAGAGUCUCACCCCAUAUCUGAGCCAACUAUUCGGGAAACCGGAGUCGACUACCCUCCAAGUGAGAGCACGUUCCAGCUUACGCCUGCGCUGGAAGUGCUCGAUAUAUCUCCAAGACACGGAUUCGUGAACCAAAGCCUCGAGGUUUUUAUCACGCUGUCCACUGCGGCAACAGACCUCGACCAGUUGACCUGCCGGGUUGGUGAGCCAGUUGUGGUGCCAGCUUUCGUGGUAUCCCGCUCCUCCAUCGUGUGUAAACUACCGGCGGUCUCAUCCCCAAGAAAUGUGACGGUGACCGUUUCUAGUAAUGGAGUAGACUAUGCCGGUGGCUCCAACACGACGAUCUCCUAUUAUCCUGCACCGCCACAAGUCGUGCCAGUAAAUCAUAGCAGUGGGUCCUCUAAAAUGAUGGGGGUCGCCAUUACACGGGAUAUUGAGGCUAUCAAGGCGAUCACCGUGCUAAGCGUUGAACCGAAGAGUGGGCCCGUACGAGGAGGCUCUAUUGUGGUCAUGGAGAUCGAUCGCGUGACGGAGUAUGACGACGAUCUUGUCUGUGUCUUUGGAAACAACACCGUUGAAGCCACCACGAUUAAGAAUGGGACGGUUGCUUGCAAAGCUCCACCGGCAAAUAUUCCAGGACGCGUGCUCGUUGGUGUAUCAUAUCGAAACGAGGCCAUGAUGCUACAACCUAUUGGUGAUCUGGGGUUCACUUACAACUUGGACGAAGUGAUAGCGUCCAUUUUCCCUGAAACUCUGGUUGCGUCCAAGCAGACUACAAACCUGACGCUGCAAGGUUUGAACUUCUUCCAGCCAGACAAGGAGUCCACCCCUUUAUGCCGAAUUGGGAGUGUUGUGACUCGAGCGGCGAUUCUUUCGUCAACUGAGGCUGUGUGCUCUUCUGUCACGCUUGUCGCUGGGGAGUAUCCGGCCGCGCUUGCUUGUGAUGGCGUCAAUUUUGUGUCCUCCGCUCAGCUAGUGACGUACCUUCCCCCCAUCUGGAUCACGGUGAUCCAGCCUCCCACCGUUGCUGUCUCCGGAGGGAUGGAAAUUGAGGUGAGAGGCUCCUCCUUCGCAGUUGGGAUGCUGCUCUACUGUAACUUCGGUCGAGGGAGGUUCAUGGUCCCAGCCAAAGUCGUUUCGUCGACAAUGCUUCGGUGCCAAACCCCAGCGGUGGGGGACUACAGCCUCACUCUACCAGUUUCGGUAUCGCUGGAGGAGGCAUCGAGCAACGAUUUGUUGUUGUCGUUUGAGGCUCCGAUCGCGUUGAUCGCAGUGACCCCAAGCUUUGGAUUUAGCACUGGCCGGACGACCGUCCGAAUUGACGUCACUCGCGCCCCCACUGCCGCCAAGAUGUCGUGUCUUUUUGGCGACACUGAAGUGGGCGCCAAACGCUUGACGUCCACGCAGAUUUCGUGCGAAGUGCCUCCUCACCGCCCGGGAAACGUUCGUCUGGCAGUGAGAGGAGCCACUGCCUUGGACGUUGCAAGAUCGGCACUGCCGUUCACCUUUCUGCCGGAUCUUUCCAUCGAGAAGAUAUCCCCCAGUCGAGGGACUGCUGCUGGCGGGUCUAAUGUCGCGUUGACGCUGUCUCAACCUGUGGAUGAAUUGCUGCAGAAUGGGAUGAUGGUGUGCCGGUUUGGGGCCCUUUCCACGCCGGUAGAGUCGGUUUUAGGUGCUCACGUCUCGUGCAUUUCCCCUCCUGGAAGGCAGAAUGAACAGGUUGUAGUGGCUAUUGCAGUGAAUGGUCAAGAUGUGACUGUGAACGGUGUGGGGUUCACGUACUUUGGCAGCCACGAGCUGAUCUCAAUUGAACCGCGCACAGGAUCUGUGGGUGGCAACGUGACUCUACGAGCGCGGCUGGAGAGUGCCGACUAUGGGGUCGGGCUCGCCUACCAGUGUGGAUUCGAAAGUGCUACGGGGGUGAUCGUGUUCUCCAAGGCAGACGCUCUGCUGACGGGGGAGUUGGAGUGCAGCGCAGUCUCUCCCUUCCCUGGUCUCCCCGGGCAAGUGUUCGUCUCGGCUUGGCAGAAUGGAGAGCGAUACUCGUCCAACUCGCGAUCGUUUGGGUUUGCAUUGGCUCCAACGAUCGACGAAGUGUCUCCAACUGUAAUACCCGAGUCGGGGGGAUCUGUGAUACGCGUCGAAGGCUCAGGGUUUACCGGUUACAAUGCGUUCUCGUGCUGGUUCAGCGAUGGCAGUAAAGUCGCCGCAUCCGUCAUAGCGUCUUCUCUUCUGGAAUGCAUCUCCCCUCCGAUUCUACCGGGAACUUAUUCGUUUGGGAUUUCUUGGAACGAGCAAGAACUCUUGACUUCACCCUUCACACUGAUGGUGUAUGAGCAAGUGUCGAUUGUUUCUAUCGACCCGACGUCGGGGUUCUGGAGCCAGCAGACCCAGGUCCGAGUGUUUGGGACAGGCUUCGAGCCCUCCGCCGGUCUAAGUUGUCGGUUUGAAGGCACUCUCACACCAGCCACGCACAUUAAUCGCACCGAGAUCCGAUGUCACGCUCCGGUGUGGUCAUUGCAAAACCUGAGUCGAUACUCCGUCGGGGUUAGCGUGAGCUUGGAUGGAACUACGUUCAUUGACUCUGAAGUGGCAUUUUUCACUUACCACGCUGCUGCAAAGUUCGACAGAAUUUACCCUGCGUCGGGCGCUGUAUCUGGCGGGACUCAGGUGCUGGUGCGUGGAGUGGUGGAUGAGGCGCUUGCGUACAGCUGCGUACUCAACGGUCACAUCGUCCCAGCGGUGCCACUGAAUUCUUCAACGCUGUCGUGCAUCACACCGGCUUCGGCUUCCCCACAGCGGGUUCAGCUGCAGAUUUCGGUUCUUGGCACCACUGUCGAGACGGAUUUCCCGUUCUGGUUUACCUACUACGACCUCCCUUCCAUCGAAUCAAUAUCCCCGUUGACUGCGAAGACUGUCGGUGGAGAGGAAAUCCUGCUUUCAGGCGAGAAUUUUAUAGCAACCAGUGCGUUACGGUGCCAGUUUGGGGACUCGGUCGGGAUUUCUGUCGUUUUCGUCUCUCCAACCACGAUUUUGUGCAUCGCACCACCUCGCAACGGUGCGGGGUACGUGGCUGUUGAGGUUUCGCUGAAUGGGGUCGACUACACGAGCAGCCGUCAAGCCUUGUACUACUACGACUACAUCGACGUGGAAGACGAGCAAGUUGAAGUUGACACUGGCGCCAGCAAUACCUCGGAUCCAGUAGAGGUCGAGUACGAAGCACCGAUUCAAUUAUCUCGCGCUUCUAUCGGGAAGCUCCCAGGUGAUGGAGAGGGGAGGGUGGCGACGGUCUCAGGCGUGAACUUCCUCAAUACGACGGAGUUAUCCUGCGCUUUUGGCGAACAGCUACCACCCGUUCGAGCCGAAUUCGCAAACUCCACGCUGGUGAAGUGUCCUAUCGAUGGCUCUGUGCGGCUUUCCCAAGUCUUGGUUGGAGUGAGCAAUAAUGGCCACGACUUCGUUUUCCUCGACAAAACCGUGGAGUAUGUAGAAAGUCCGCAUAUCACGGCGAUCUAUCCUACGUUCGGACCGGUGGAGGGCGGUACCCCCGUGCAGCUUACGCUGUCAAACACGGACGUGCUCAAAGAUGAAAACGUAAAGGUGUUCUGCUCUUUUGGUGACCAAGAUACACACGCGGUGAUGACCGAAGAUAACGUGGCAACCUGCGUCUCCCCAGGCGUGAAGCAGCCCUUGAGUGUACCCAUUUCUUUCUACUGGAGAUCAUCCGACCUCAAGGACCGGUUUGACGCUGAGAAGCAGUUCGCUAUUGAGUUUCAGUACUCCGUCUUCCCAGAGCUGGCGGAUGUUUCGCCCCCAAGCGGGUCGGUGGCCGAAGGAACAGUGGUGACUCUCUCCGGCUCUGGUUUUCGUGAUGGAAUGAGUGUGCGAUUUGGCUUGGGGCUUAAUGCUACCGAAGUUCCUGCCAUGUUCGUGUCGGGGUCUUUAAUUAUGGCGGACGUACCGGAGGAAUUGAUGGACGGUGUGACCAGUAUCGCCGUCACUGCCAACGAGGUCGACUACAGCAACAGUCUGACGUUCUACGUGCGCCCGCGGGCAGUGCUGCUCUCGAUCUACCCGUCGGAGAUUAGCGCCACAACUUCGGAGCAGGAGAUCACGCUCGCAAUCUACGGCUCUGGCUUCACGGAUACCGCGAGGGAGACGCUCAAGUGUCGAGUCGGCGACGACGGAGCUGUGAACGCGGCUAAAUGGGUCUCACCGGUGCAAAUCUCAUGCCCUGCGCCGUAUCUGGACGCCGGACUAUACAGCGUCUACGUAGCGCUCAACGGGGAGAACUUUGUGAAUGACGGCCUCAAAGUUUUCUACCAGGAGAAGUUCCUCGUCUACAGCAUCGCACCAACCUUCGGCGUGUUGGGGGGAAACACUCGCGUGCAAGUUUACGGGUCGAGCAUUCGUGGAGCAGCGAACACGUCGGAUCUGGUCUGCGUCUUCGGUACGAGACCUUCCCCGCUCGAGGUGAUCAACUCGAGUCUCGCCGAGUGCGUGACCCCAAACCAGCCCAAAGUCGGGUCUGUGCCAUUUUCUAUUGCUCGGCUCGCUGAUGUCAAUCCGCAGUACAAACCCCGAGGAGGAGGAGGAGGAUUGCAGUAUUUCUACCACAAAGUUCCGGUCCUUACGAAGAUUUUGCCCUCGAUGAUUCGCGCCUCUAACGCCUCGCCACUUCGCGUCAUCGGCGCCACCUUUAUCGACUCUUUGCUGCUUCUGUGCUCGAUUGGGGGCGUGUCUGUGCCUGCUAGAUACGUCUCUUCCAACGCUGUCGAGUGUCUACUCACUGAACACUCCAGCGAUGCGUGGCUCCCCGACUCAAUGCUGGACGUGGAGGUGUCCAACAAUGGGCAGGACUUUUCCAACAGCGAGCUGCAAGUUCUGGUCCAGGCGCCAAUCAAGCUGCUUGGGAUGGAGCCGACGCGGGGGAUGAUCCGUGAACGCACCGCUGUGAAAAUAUUUGGGGAACAUUUGUCCCCGCUGUACCAGAACUUGAAAUGUCACGUUGGAGAGACCCACCUUGUGCCAGCGACGAAUCUGGGCGAUGGGUGGCUGGAGUGCGUUCUACCAGCGUCGUCCUUCGCUACUACCGUCCACGUCUCGGUUUCGGUCGACGGAGUCGACUACACAGCGGACUCCCUAAAUUUUACGUAUGAAGACACCCCAGUCGUGUACUCGAUUUCCCCCCAAAACGGGUCUUUUGAAGGAGGCACACCCGUCACCGUAUACGGAGAGGGGUUCGCCCUACCAGGCCCUCUCUACUGCGUCUUUGGGUCGUCGAUCGUGCAGGCAGAAGUGCAGUCCUCUCUCGUGGCGAAAUGCGCGUCGCCCCCGUACUCCCCUCACUCGGAGCAAAUGGUUAGCGUGGCGAUUGCGAGGUUCGGUUCGUUGGCGACUGUGGCUUCCCAGGUGUAUUUCUCCUACGUUGACGUUGAGUUGCCUCACGUCGCGUCAACCAGUCCGCAAGUGGAUGAAGUGGAGACGUGGCCACCACAGGCGGCUCCCCCUUGCAGAAUUUACCUGAAAGGUGGGCCAAAACUUGUGAUGCCGCUCGUCAAGAGUGUGUCUCCAACCUCAGGCUCAGUCUUAGGAGGUACUAACGUCACGUUGAGCGGCCAGAACUUUACCACUGGGCCUCGAAUUGCGUGCAUCUUUGGGGGUGAAGAAUCGUUGGCAACUCUUGUAAAUGAUUCUGCAGCCUGGUGCAUCGUGCCUCCUCAAGCGCAGCCCACGACGAUCUACGUCCGCCUCAAGGUGUUCGACCCAGUGACUCCCGAGCAACCAGAGUGCGUGUCGGAGUCGCUCGCUGUCUUUGAAUACUACCGGCAGCUGGAGUUUAUCUCGAUGUUUCCAAGUGAGGGGCCGUCUACGGGGGGAACGGAGCUGAAGAUUUCCAUGGCAGGCGUCGUCGACUCCCCUGCGCUCUUCUGCGCCUUCACGAUCACGCUGCCGAGUCAGCCGCAGCCGCUACGAGUGAACGUUCAGGCUGAAUACCACAGCGACGACUUCUUGAGCUGCAUCACCCCCUCACUCGCCCUUGCGCUGCCUUCAUCGGGCGACAAAUGGUACGAGAACGCCACAGCAGUAGCGCGCGUGGAGGUUUCCAACAACGGCGUGGACUUUUUCGCCACUGGCAAGAGCUUCUCGUUCGUACCUGUACGAAGUGAAAGUGUUGUGGCUCAGGUGGAUCUCAAGUCGCUAGAAGUGACGGCUACCAGGCCACUUAAGGGCCCUCUCACUGGCGGCACACGUGUGGUGUUAUCACUGUCCUUUGCGUUCCCGGGCUCCGUGGUGUACUGCCAGUUUGGUGCUGAGGUUGUUCGAGGAUCGAUCACCCCGGCCACCUUUGAGGUGGUGUGUGUAUCGCCUCGCGUACGGAUUGAGGGCGCCGUUCGGUUGGCGAUUGGCGCCAAUGGAGUUGACUUUGAUGUGUACGCAGCCGAGUUCGAAUACGCUGUCGAUGCCUCAAAACGCUUCAUCUUGUCGCCUCUUAAUGGCUUGGUUAGCGGUGGCACUCUUCUUCAUAUCUCUGGGGCUGCGUUCGAUGAGGACGGUGGCUACACCUGCAAGAUCGGCACGCAGGUUGUCACCGCUAACUAUGUGAACGCAACGCACAUUGGGUGCAGAACUCCUGCAGUGGCCAAGCCGCAGGAGGUUCCAGUUCGAAUCUCGGACAAUGGCAUCGACUACUCGGAGUUCAACUUGUCUUUUGUUUAUGUGGAGCCACUGUUUGUUACGAGUAUUUAUCCUGCAAGCGGCGGCGUCGAUGGCGGUGAGCUUGUAAAUGUCGUUGGUGGCAACUUCACUGCCGGGGCGGAGGCUGUCACUUGUCGCUUUGGGAACGCGGUCACGACGGUGGCCGUCGAAGUCUCGUCGAAUUGCCAAGACUACUCGAACAGUGGCGUUGUCUAUCGCUAUACUCCAGCGCUGGUGGUGCAUUCUCUCGAGCCGAACCACGGCCCCUUAGCAGGUGGAACGGAGGUCGUCGUCACAGGCGCCAACUUCCAGAACUCGAGCAGUAUGCGCUGUAAGUUCGGCGAGCGCGUGACUCUAGCAGCGACGUUCCUGGACUCGACGCAGUUCGUGUGCGUGUCUCCAAGUGCAGCAGCGGAGGGCGACGUCUACGUGGAAGUUGCCGACUACGGGCUCUUCGGUAUCCUCAAUGGCUCGUUCUUCUCGAACAGCAAGUCGAUUUUCACGUACGACCGCGACUUGGCGACGGACUCAGUGUUCCCAUCGCAAGGCCCAACCACGGGGAACUUCUCCGUUCGACUCACGGGUGGGCCGUACCGAAAGACGGACGCGGUUCGCUGUAAAUUCGCCGAGGUUGUGGUGGUCGCUACGUGGGUCAGCUACGAUGAGAUUCUGUGCAUGGCGCCGCCACACUCACCCGGGGUUUUCACGCUCGAGGUGACUCGAAACGCCCAAGACUACGCGGAUACGCGGGUGCCGUUCCUGUACUACGCCGAGCAGGGAGUCCGCUCCAUCUCGCCCACAUUUGGUCCGGCGUAUGCGGCUGGCACGCGCAUUGACGUCGACGGCGUGGCCUUCGUGAACUCGUCGCUGCUGUCGUGCCGAUUUGGGUACGUCGUGACGCCCGGAGAGUACGUGAGUCCGACGAAAAUGCGCUGCACCACGCCACCCUUGCCUGAGCACAGCGGUGGACUGAUAGCGGCCCCUCUACCUGAGUAUCGGAAUCAAUUGGCGGACCCGAACGUCGGUAGCGUGUAUCUGUUCCCAGACGCGCACUACUACCCGCAGUACUUCACCCGCCUCGUGUCCGUAGAGGUGUCCAACAACCAGCAGGACUUCUCGCUCAGCGGCAUCAACUUCCUCUACUACCAGGACGAGACAGUCGAGGCCAUCGCCCCCACCCAAGCGUACGACAGCGCCGAGCCCCUCGCGAUCUUCGCGUUCGGCCGCAACUUCAUCAACACGACGUCGCUAUCCUGUCGUCUAGGGCUGCAGACUUUCCCAGCGACCUUCGUGACGUCAAAGCUGCUGCUGUGUGAAGUAGCGCACCCGAUGCCGUACGACGACGCUCGACGAGGAUCGGACAAAGUCCACGAGCUGAGCCAGCCGAGACACGCGCUCUUCGAGGUGUCCAACAACGGCAAGGACUUCACCAACAGCCACGUGGUGUUCGAGUUCCUCGGUGCGUGUCCGACGGGGUACUUCUGUCCGAGGCAGCUGCAGGGCAUAAGCGGCAAAAUACCGUGUCCGCGCGGCACAUUCUGCCCUGGAGUCGCCAAUACGGCCUUCACCUUGUGUCCGCGAGGAACGUACCAGCCCAAGACGGCCCAGUCCGCGUGUCUUCGGUGUCCUAUCGGCUAUCACUGCCCCCACACGGGGAUGCACGUGCCUCGGUUGUGUCCGGCAGGGUACGUUUGCGAUGUUACCGGGAUUGAAGAAGCCGACCAGCCCUGUCCUGAAGGACACUAUUGCCUCGAAGGCACAGCCACGACUGCGACGACAUGUACGCCCACCCCAAGCUACACGGGGAUGCUUAUCGCCUCUCCGUCUGCAGCUGAGAAGCCAACGACACUGCGCCGCCAGCGUGGGAAAAACCCGCUUGCCAGCAUUCAGGCGCGAAAGAGCGGCUGCUGGCGGAACGAGACGGAGGACUUCGGACUGCAGUUGAGCGCGCACCCUUCGCGCUUCUGGAUGGAGCUACGACAACUCCCUCUUGCUCCGGGUUCAUCCUUUGGUGGUCCAAUGCGCGGUCGGUUCUGCCUUGAUGACUCGUGUGUGAAGCUCGCGGACGCCGACAAUGUUCGGGUCGAGGACGCGUACUUCGACUACGCGUCGACGGACUUCGCUCUACGGCGUCCGGUUGCGUGUCCUCCAGGAACCUACUGCCACCCGGGAACUGUAGCCAGCAACUCGCUCAUGAAGAACUUCACGACUGCACAGCCGUGCUUCGAGUCCAUGUACUGCCCCGAGGGCAGCUCCAACCCGCGCGGAUUCGGUGAGUGCGCUCCGGGGUUUUACUGUCCGUUCGGCACACGGAUCCCCUGUCCUGCGGGGUCGUACUGUCCUCAAACGGGUCACAUCUCGCCGUUGCCGUGUCCUCCAGGGACUUUCAACGCCAUGAAAGCGCAGUCGAACUGCACGUCGUGUCCCGUUGGCUUCAUCUGUCCGGGAUACAGUCGCGUCAUGCCCGCGUUGUGUCCUCCGGGCUACGUGUGCAGCAAAACUUCGCUCGCGUCGCCGAAUAAUCUGUGUCCGAGGGGGUUCUACUGCCUCGAGGGCACAGCAACGUCCGACGGGUUCCGGAACGACACGCGCUUGAGACCGUAUCCGUGUCGACCUGGCACCUACUGCCUCAAAGGCGUCGUGGCGGACGAAGUGCGCGUUGGGGACUACCGCUAUCCGCAGAACUGCACUGCCGGGUUCUUCUGCGAGUUGGGGUCGUACUCGCCCAAAGGCUCAGGCCUCUGUCCUCCGGGCUUCACGUGUCCAAGCGGAACGGCAGCACCGAUUCCUACCGCCAAGGGCACGUUCGCUCAGCUGGAGGGCACCGUGUCGGCCGCCGAGUGUGCACCGGGAUACUACGCGCCCACGAUCGAGUCGACCGAGUGCGUGCCUUGUCCGCCAGGCACCAGCUGCGAGAAUGACGGCACGGCAGUCGCUAGCAUUUGUCCGCCAGGGUCAUAUCGAGGAAGUUUGACGGCGGAUGGUCUCUCGUGCCUCGCUUGUCCGCAGGGCACGUGGUCGAAGAACUGGGAGCUAAGAGGAGUCGAGGAGUGCCUCGAGUGCGCGCCUGGAACCGUGUGCCCCAUUGACGGCAUCUCGAACCCGUGCACAGUCGAAGAUCUGCCGUACGUCUACACGCCAGUGAGCGUCAACUUGACCUUCGCGCAGUGUAUCGAGCGUGGGUCCAACUACUUCUUCGGCGUGUUGCUCGAGCCUUGGAUCGACGAGUUAGGCCAGGGUGCUCACUUCCUGCCCGACCGCGACAACGGACGCUGCUAUGAGAACACGCAGCCUCGGGGGUCGGAUCUGUACCAGCGCUUUGCCGACUUCCACGGCGCGCUGUACGAGAUCAACUCAGGAGCGGGUGUGCCCCACCAAGGCUACGGCGACGACGCCCAGUAUCCUGCCCCAAACAUGUUCGCGCGUGGCUCGUUGGCCAUUGAUCUGCCCGUCUCGAGAGCUUACGACGUCGCGCGCAACUGCACGCCGGGCUUUUUCUACAAGAAGCAAUGGUACCCGGGCACUUGUGAAGCGGACAUCUUCUGCUCGGCGUCGGUGUGGUCCAAGGUCACGUCGGCAGAUCAGCUCGUGUCACAGGCUCAGUCGUGUCCCGAAGGAUACGUGUGUGAUUCAUCGACUACUGCAGACACGGCGUUCUCACACCUCUGUCCGGCUGGGUAUGUCUGCGGUGCUGGCACGACGCCCGAUCUGACGCUGGAUUCGCCCCGAGGACAGCUCCACGAGCUCUGUCCCGCUGGGAAAUACUGCGCGGCGGGGACGGCCGAGUCGCAGAAGGAGCGCUACGUGUGUCCGGUGGGCUACUUCUGCCCCACGGGCACAUCAAACCCUCUGCUUGGAGAGCUCUCGAACGAUGCACUGCGCCGACGGAUCUCGAGCGAGGACAGCAACCCCUUCCUGCACAUGAACCACAUGAAGUACGUGGGCGAGGGCGACAUCCGCAUGGUGUCUGCGCACGACAUGCGCUGCUUUGACGGCGUAGACGACGACCUAGUGGAGAUCUUCCAGCUGCGCGCGAAUCCGAACGACGAGAAGAAGACGAUCGUGGUGAACCGCGCGGAAGAGCGCAACCGCUUGUGCGCGCGCGACCACAAGUGGCGGACGGUGGAGCUCGCGCUUCGACGCAAUGCAUGUGACUGCGUGGCCCAGACAAAGGUCGUGCGCCGCGUCUUCCAGCUCUGGAAGUGCACGGUGGCGCCUUCAACCGCAAAGCCGACGGUCUACGAUCGCACGCGCUUUGGCUGGGCAGAAAUACACAACUCAGCUACUCAGUGCGCCUUCCGAGGAACUCAUGGCUCCAAGACCGUCGACCUCGCGCCGCUAGUAGCUGACGGUGGAAGUGGGGUAAGCUUCCAGACUGGGUGGACGGAGACCACGGCGGUGCACUCGUACGCAGAGCUUUACUCCUUGGUAGAAGCCAAGUACGCAGCACAAACCGUCCCAGUGGAUCCUUACGUAUACGACCUGCACCAUGCGAUGGAGCUUGUCGAGGCAUUCGGGGAGGAAACGCCUGCAUUCGCGGGCUUUGUCGCUGGCUCGAGCGAAGACAGCGACGAAGACUUGAUCAGGCUGGACGCGUGCGCGUGCUCGCAGAUGUUCAAGUGCCCGAACGGUACUACGUCGAUUGCAGGGUCCGACGACAUCUAUGACUGCGUGAAGACUGGAGACGAAGUGCUGCAGCGCGUGAGUCUAAUCCCGUUGACCAGCGAUCGUCUCCUCAACGGCUCAGACUUCCAGGAACUAACGGGAAUCUCUGGCUAUGGGCUGGGGAGUAUCUUGCUAGAGCCGUUCGAGGUGGCUGUCAUCACGAUCAACACCACGCAGCUCGAGCGGAAUCUCACGUACGGCGCGCACUACCAGAUAUCCGUGUACCAAGACUGCAAGCCUUGUCCGCCGCAGUAUAAGUGCGACUUGACCGACGACCCUCCUGGCUGCACGUACCCAGACGAUGACAACUCUACGGCCACGCGGUUGUACGAGAAAUGCAUGGAGACGUACGACGGAGACGCCUUCGUAUGCAACAACAUGCCCUUCUUCUGUGAGCGUAGGACGCUCCCGCUCGCUGAAGUCUCACGAACUGCUGCCGAUAGCGGAAGCAACGAAACCACCAACCUCGUAGGCUGCUGCUCGUGCGAGCGGCAGCAAAUGCCGUACUACUUCGAGGACGCCGCCGUGAUGGACCGAGGCUUCCCGGACAACAAACACGGCUAUCUACAAUUUAGUAUCGCCGCGCUUGAAGAAACAGAGAUCACUGUCGCGGUGGAGCUGGUGCAUGGGCUUUACAUGCGUGACUUUGCCGAAGGAUUCACUCAAGAUCGAUUCGACUUGACCGUGUUCACGCCGGGACGUGCCGACUACUCGCCGUCGAUGCCGUCCACCAACACGUUCCUAGCCUUCCUGCAAGAAUCCGACAUGGAGGAGCUCAUGCUGCCGCUUAAUCUGCCAGAACAGUACGGGAGAGUACCUGGGACGCUCACAUACAAGCACCAGGUCGCGACAACGCUUCUGAUCAACCGCAUGUCCGACAUCUUCGUUGGGGACCCGCAACUACCCAGCAAGCGUGGGUUCAUACGAAACUCCGAGCAAAACAGUGUUGGGGCGCUCGUGUCGGUGACUGACACCAACUCGAGUAGCAACGGCAGCACCGACUCCGACGCCGUCGUGGUCCCACCGACGGAUUACUUUGGACUGUACUCGGUACCGGACCCUUUGGAGAACAUGCUGCGCUCGGACUCGUGGUGGGCACAGGAGCUCGACGGAUUCGAGUUCCUGGCACUCCCAUACUUGCCCUACUUCUCCUCGUGCCGCGGAUUCGACUCGAACAUUUUCCUCUUCAAGAUGCUCGAGACCCAUCCAGACUGCACCUUCGUGGGCUAUGACCAAACCGUCGAGGUGGAUCAAUAUCCGUGGAGGAAGAAACUCACACCGAAUGCCGACAGGUGCUUGAUUCAGUAUACGGCGGAAGUAGCGGCGUCGACGACACUCAUCUCGUCCAUCUCGUCGGCGGCUUCAACGUUGUCGUCCUUCAGCAGCUCGGAAUCUUCGUCGGCGACGACGAUCAAGACUUUCACGCGAGGCGUGAGUCUGUCGUGUCUCUAUGAGGAAAAUCUCGAAGGUGGAGCCGAGAAACUGCGCUGGUACGAGGCGCCGACAGGAACCGUUUUGUUCUACAUCACGCGCGACCCCGCUACAGCGGACUCCUUUGUGGCCGAAGGAGACUUGACGACAACAGGAACCGGCUGGGGACGGUCAGACACGUUCCAGAGCUACUUGGACACCGACGCCCUCAUCCCCGUCAUAGUUGGAGAUGCUGGACAGACGCUGGCCGUACCGCAGGAGGUGUACCUCAAUCUGAGUUACUACCAGGUGACUCCGGGUCAGAAGAGAGUCGUGCAGGCCUUCGUCAACUUUGGCAAACUGUGUGCUGUGACCCGAUCUGCUGACUUGCUCGUGACUUUGGCCACGAAGGACAUUUACCCGUGUGCUAUCAGCAAGGCGACCAACCAGUUGGCGUCGAAAGAGUACAUGCUCCAGAUUUCUUGGGAGCCGCUCAACUGGUUCGAGCUCAUGAACCUCUUCCAGUUUACGGUGGACGUGUAUCUGGGCUUCUUCACGCUUGUCGCCAUGGCCAGCAUGAUGCUUGGGUUCGUCAUCUGGGUCAUCAAUCGCCUGUUCACAAAAAUGAAGCGGCCGCCGAAGUUCCGCAUGAAGCUUCUGCUCAAGAACAUCGCGUCACCUCCCCCGAUCGGCAUCUUCUUGGCAUCCGUCCCGAUAUUUGUAGCCUGCCUUCUCAUUUACACUUGGUGGCACGUUUUGGCGUCGAAGGACCCACUCAACACGCCAAACGCGGCCUCGUUCGAGGAUACUGCGGGUGACUGGCUUGAUCGGAUCUCGCUGGACAAGACGCGAGUGCAGAACUACAAGCGCGGUCGCGUGGGCUUGAGCUUGAUCAUCAUCGGGAUCUACCUGCUACUGCUCGGAUCAAGGUUGCUUGUACCGGAGACGCUGGACGCCAAGCCCGAAGACAACGCGUACAAGGAGAUGUCGAUCACGACGCCCUCGGAUCCGUUCUCAGUCGAGGCUGACAAAGACGAAGAAGAGGAGGAGAACGAGUUCUGGGACCCGCGCGCCUGGAAGCGAGCCAACUUCCUGCUCACGACUGUGUGCUUCAUGGUCGCCAUGCUGGUCUUCUGGGAGUUUUCGUACUCUCCGUCGUUCACCGAGAACAUCUACGGCUACCUUGUGUUCUUCAAGAUCUUGCGAACCGCGAUGGAGUUUGUGCUCGAGCAUUUCCUGCACGAGAAGCUGCUGGUGAUGCCGUUCGCCGUCGUGUUAUCGGCCUCGGAGAGCAUGAUGGCCAUGGGGUCUGCGGACUUCAUCGGCUUCACACUGUUUUACUUCGUCAACCUGACUCUGGUGAUGAUAGAGCACCUCUACACAGCGCCGCUACUCCGUCGCAUGCGCGCGUUGUGGCCCAAGUGGCGUCUCUCGAUGCGCCGCAGAAUGAAAAAGCGACGCCGACGGACUCGCGAGCAGAAAGCUCAGGAGGAAGCGGAGUGGGCGCGAGUCUGUGAGAAGAUCGACAACCAAGCAGCUGGCGUGGAGGCUGUGCUCGAAGGCGUGGCCGGGUACAGCGUCGUGUUCACUGAGCUCUUCAUCGCGCCAAUUCUCCUUGCCUUCCAGUCCUUCUUCAGCAACGACACCCAGAUGCCAGCCCUCUACGGCGUCAGACAGACCGAUCUGCUGUACUACGUGCUGUUCUCAGUGUUUAUCAUCCCCAGCAACUUCGUUCUUGGGGCUCUCCAGCUGAACACGAUGGAGCUUGCGCACGGGUGGAAGCUGUACGAGUACUCGGCGUACCAAAGACAUCGCUUCUCGACGCGGGACACUCGAUGGCCGCUAGGAUACACUUCGGCUGACGAGAGCAUCCAUCCUAGCUGUCAAAGCUUGGAUCUGCUCUGCUUCUCGUCGCAGCUCUACUUCUUGCUGAUCGUGUACUCCGCGGGCAUUCUGUUGAGCAUGUUGGGUUUGUCCGUGUGUCUGCGUGCCAGCUACAGCUUCUUCGGAGACCCGAUCACAUUCCUAAUCAUCGGCGUCGUGUACUUCAUGAUGCGAGCGCUCGAGAUCAGCUGCAUCCGAAUCGGUAACAAGUUGAAAGUCUGGAAGCCGCGCAAACUCGCCGACGGUACGCUGGACGAGGACCUUGCAGCUAAGCUAGCGCUAGGAGCUGGGAGGCAACUGGAGCUGGAGCGAGAGCGGUUGGAACUGCAGGCCCUCAACUCGGAGCGGUUCCGCCACCGAUUCCUGGAGCGUAAUCGGCCAUGGGUGCUGCAACACCUUGCAGAGCUCUUCACGCCGCGUACGUUGCAGUCGACCGACGGACCUGCCGGUGAUGGCCGCCCCAACUCGGAGUACAUCCGUGAUCUAUACCACGAACUCGUGAACAUGGGCGAAGGUCGGCGUUUGAAGGGCGAUCGGUCUGACAUCUCCUCGGACUCCGAAGACGACUUGGAGAAAAUGCGCCGAGCAUGGUCAAACGUGCCGGUGGAAGGUGCUUCACGUGAUCUGGCGCUGUACUGGUUGGCACGAGCUCGCAAGCGUCGGACUUUCGCAAAGCUUGUAGCGGGCAUCGUGGCUGCGAGUCGCCAAAGCGAGUGCGUGGUCUGCGGCAAAUGCGAGGACGGCGGAUACACGCUUCACGUGGAUCUGGCAGCGGAGGAAGGCGCGAAGGAACACGAUCCUCGGGCACUGGACCGACUCAUCGACGGCUUCGAGAGCGAGCUUGGGGCGCAAGAAAUGGACGCCGAUCUCUGGAAAGCGUACUUCCGGAAGCACGCGGCCUACGCCACGCUCUGCAACGUGUGCUUGACUGCCAGACAACAGGCCUUGGGAAGUCAGGGCAAGAAAAUCGCUGCGGGCAUGCGGAAGCUGCGCUCGGACGAAUUCUCCAGCGAUGAAGGCAGUGACGAAGAUGGUGGCGAUGCUCCGUUCGCCCCCAUUGUUGUUGCGCGCGGGUCCAUCGAAGGCCGCGUGCUCACGAAGUGGUUGCUAGCAGCCAGGAAACGACUGGGUGGGGCUUUCCCUCGACCGGAAGCUCAGGAGGAGAUGGAGCGAUACGCCCGCAAGCUGAAGCGAUCUCGUCGGCGCGCUGGCAAGAAGGACCAUGUUGACUCGGACGAAGAGGGACGAGAUCCGUCGAAACACUGGCGGCUCGAGUUGAACGAAGCAGCUCGAGCACUGGCAAUCCGCUGGGUCUGGGAAGCGCGGGACCUUCGGGACGCUGCAGCACGCAACGCCGCUGCAGAACUGCGAGACAAACUGCAGGCACUCAACGACCAGAUCGUGGAAGCCGACGACUGGUUCUUCGGACGGGAGCUGCGUGAAGCUGGUCUGGCGUUGCGUGACGAUGGCGCGCAGCUUGCAGAGGAGCAAGCGCGUGUCGACGAGGAUCUAGCGCAGAAGAUCCGCGCUACCGAACGGGACGUGGUGGCCUUCGUUGAGGAGAAACGCUCUACGAAUUCUGCAGAGGAGCGCGCGUUUGCCGAGCUCAUUGCCAAGGAGCGCGAGGACACCAAAACGCGAGUGGCAGCUCGCGAACUCGAACUGCUUGAGGCCUACAAACAAAAGGAAACAGAGUUCGCAGCCGCACAACGUCAAGCUCGUGAAGCCGGGGAAUUGGCUCCUGCGUUGGUCGCCGAGCACCGCACGUACCUGGCCAAGAUGGCUGAAGACAGACGUACCGAGCUUGAAAGCGUAGAGGAAGCUGCACGUACCAAGACUCAGCACAAGGAAGACGCGUUCGCACGGAAGCUGGCGCUGGCUGAAGCUGCCGUGGCGAGUCGACGGGCUCUUGCUCAGCAUCGCAUCCUUGCUCUUCGUAAAGAAGCUCGUGGAGUCGUUCGUGCUCGGGAGUUCGCGUGGCAGUCGAAGGCGCGUUCCUGGAUAGACCGAGCCUCUCGCAAGGUACAGGUGAAGCAGCAAGAAGAUGCCCAAGCUCAGCUCAAUGACAAGCGUCGCCGCAAGCGCGUGCUGCUUGCCACAUGAGCUAGAUUUAUAUAAUACAUUUUUGCUUGGCUGCUUGUUUGGUCCUUUGGUCGCUCUUAGUGCAGCAGAGUACAAUCCCAGUCUGCUCAGUUCUUGGACUUGGCGAGGCGCGCAACAGAGCUGGAGCCAAAGCGUGGCAACCAGAUCUUGAUCGAGCAAUCGGCUGAGGCCGAGGCCAAAAUGGGCUCAGUCGGGUGGAAGUCCACGCAAUACACCCGGUCAUUGUGGGCGUCAAUCUUCUGCACAAGCGUUUGAGUGUGCUUGCUUCCAUUUGCAUCGGCGGCAUGCUUCGUCGGCGUGACCUCGUGCAAAUAAAUGUGACGGUCAGCACUUCCAGUUGCAAGCAACAGCGUUUCGCGCGAUGAGUCCAUCGACCCGCGCUCGCUGCUUGGAUCAGCGAAAUCCUCUCCGUCGCCGUCCGUGAGCUUACGACGCGACCCGGAACCAGAACCACCACCCAGACCGCCUCCAAGCCGUCCGCGAGGCGGGAGCGCUAGCUUGUACUUGUAGCCGUCCCCACGGAAGAACGAACUCUUAAUCGGCCAGUUCUUGUUCUUGUGGCCCGUAACCGAGCACACCAACUGGAGUUGGUCGUUAUCACCGCUGUCGCUGCUUCCACCAGGACCA
Messenger RNA from Phytophthora sojae, 24042 nucleotides. RefSeq lists its product as hypothetical. The coding region runs from base 1 to 23415 and encodes 7804 amino acids. The record is from RefSeq and is a predicted model, not a curated record. The transcript has 11 exons. Lineage: Eukaryota; Oomycota; Peronosporomycetes; Peronosporales; Peronosporaceae.